AUGCAAAUAUUUGUCAAGACCCUGACGGGAAAGACCAUCACCCUUGAGGUCGAGUCCUCUGACACCAUUGAUAAUGUCAAGGCCAAGAUUCAGGACAAGGAAGGAAUUCCUCCUGAUCAGCAGCGUUUGAUUUUUGCCGGAAAACAGCUUGAAGAUGGCCGUACUCUCUCCGACUACAACAUCCAGAAGGAGUCUACUCUCCAUCUUGUCCUCCGUCUUCGUGGUGGU
Batrachochytrium dendrobatidis JAM81 is the source of this 228-nucleotide messenger RNA. Its product is annotated as ubiquitin. Gene Ontology annotation, cellular component: cytoplasm; nucleus. Gene Ontology annotation, biological process: protein ubiquitination; modification-dependent protein catabolic process. The record is from RefSeq and is a predicted model, not a curated record. The annotation marks the transcript as partial. Lineage: Eukaryota; Fungi; Chytridiomycota; Chytridiomycetes; Rhizophydiales. The transcript has 2 exons. Gene Ontology annotation, molecular function: ubiquitin protein ligase binding; protein tag activity.